Aspergillus bombycis is the source of this 1152-nucleotide messenger RNA. RefSeq lists its product as uncharacterized. NCBI's taxonomy places the organism in Eukaryota, Fungi, Ascomycota, Eurotiomycetes, Eurotiales, Aspergillaceae. The transcript has 2 exons. The record is from RefSeq and is a predicted model, not a curated record. Bases 1 to 1152 code for a protein of 383 amino acids.
AUGCCCGCAACUUCUCAUUCUCGACAUCACCUUCUCGCCUUCUCCAUACAGCGUUUGUCUUGUUCAUACCUUCCUGAACUUCACACCCGCCUGUUAUCCGGCAAAUAUCUCUCAAAAUACUCUCUUCACAUCCGCUUCUCUUCCCGCAAAUACCUCUCACAAUACUCUCAUUACAUCUACUUUGUUGCUCCUCGAUCCAACUUACAACCCGGCCAUGUGUCGCCCUCAUCGGCGUGCCUCGAGCGAGCGCCCCCCACCGUGAUCAGUGAUAGAUACGACCUUGUGGCUGACUUGCCACAGGGUUAUCAGCUCCAGUCAUACUCCACCCUAAAGGAAUUAAAGAACGCGGUGAAAGCCAUCCAUAAUCAGUUAGAGAAGAAUAAUGGGCAAGGCAACCAAUGGCUGCUUAUCAAUGGCAUAUCACGAACUACCAUCGAAAGGCUGAGCAAUGACCACAGCUGCCUGUCGGGCAUCGAGUUUCGAUUUAUGUGGAUUGGGACGACAGGACUUCUCAAAGUAGUUCCAUCAAUUGAACAUGAUCUGACCACAUCUGAUGUGGACCACUACAUCGACCGGCAGUGUGUUCGGAUGGGGGUGCCAGACAAUGAGCUUGUUUGGGGAUAUACAGUUACGACACCUGGCACCAUUACUACCCAUGGCAAAGAGCCGGACGACUGUUUUUACCCCCCUAACCGCCAGCCUCUUGCUGGUCAGUUCAAUGGUUGGCCGUCGCUUGUGAUAGAAACAGGAGUUUCAGAAUCUUUGGCAAAGCUACGCCGAGACGCUACUUGGUGGUUGCAAAAUUCCUCUGGGGACACCAGAAUAGUCCUUGUCAUCUCGAUAAAAAAGGCCAUGAGGGAAAUAAGGUUCGAGAAAUGGCAGCUCGUUCCUCCAAACUUUCCAAGGCCUGUUACAAGGCAAGCAGUCGAUCAGCUACGCCAGCAACCCAACCAGAUGCCUCCCCUUGUCCAGCAGCAGGCGAACAGCCAAAUCGCCUUUUGUAUCCAGGAAGUAAUCAUCACACCCACAUCGAUUACAGGAGAACCUCUUGUGAUUCCUUUCAGAGCCAUGUUUGAUCGGCAGCCUACGGGAACUGAAGGAGAUAUAGUUAUCAACCACCAGGGCUUUCGAACCAUUGCGCGUUUUGUUUAA